UGCAAUGAUCCAGAACUUGACUCAGUACGAUGGCAUUGUCUAUCUCUCAAUUGCAUCCUCUGCUGUGGUGCUGUUUACCGUCUUGAAAAGGCUUCUAUCAAAACAAAGACUCGGAGAGAAGGAAAUCCUGCAAAAUGGAUACAAGGAGUCCAACAACUCGUCCAUGUGGAAGAUGCAGACGUCCGACUAUCCGCUGUACAUCCUACCCAUGAAGUAUCUGCCCUCGCUCAGACUCGACAAGCGGGUUGAUCUGCCCAGCCAUGUUCACGAUCAAUACCAAUCCAAAUAUACCAACGCCAUGUGCUCCUCGUCGUUCAUGAAGAGUACUCAGAUCGAUCUCAACAACAAUCUUGCUGCCAUCAUACCAGACAUCAUCGAAGAGAUGAAUGUUGCGAUCAACCGAGAACUCCCUUCCUCAAAAGACUGGCAAUCCAUCCAGGCCUUUGAAAAGCUCCUCCGCAUCAUCGGAUCCGUCUCGGGGAGAAUGAACGUUGGCCCAGAAAUCAGUCGCAACACCGAGUGGCUCGAUCUCUACACGCAAUAUCCCAUUGACUUCUUUGGCUCUAUAUCUGCCAUCACACAGUGGCCCAGCUUCCUUCGUCCUCUGAUCCAGUAUACACUGCCCCAACUUCGCCGGGUCAACCAGACCAAAGCCCGCCUCGGUGAAAUCCUUGCUCCCGAAUUCGAAAAAAGACGAAAGGCCGAAAACGCGAAGCUGAAGAAGAAGCCCAAUACAAUGCUGCAAUGGGUCUGGGAUAGCUCCGAGGAGAAGAAUAAAAGCAACGAGCACCAGAGCAUGAUCCACAUUCUGGCCACUGUCCCGACGACAUACACGGUGGCUUUUGCUGCAACUCAGGCUUUGUUUGACUUGGCUGCACGACCGGAAUAUAUUCCCAUCUUGAGAGAGGAGUUUCAGUCUGUCCUUGACAGCUGCAAUGGUAAUCUUACCAAGGAAGCCUUUAGCAAGAUGACCAAAUUGGACAGCUUCAUGAAGGAGUCUCAGAGAAUUACCCCGUUGGCGCUGGUCUCCUUUGAAAGAAAAGCACUCGACCAAGUGACUCUGCCUGACGGUACUCACAUCCCCAAAGGCGCCCACAUUGCCGCCCCUUCCUACCACAUCGGCCGUGAUGCGCAAUACUUUGAAGACCCGGACACGUUCGACGGUCUUCGCUUCCAUAAAUUGCAGCAGGCCGAGUUUGAGAAAACGGGAAAACCCAGUACGAAGCACCAGUACGUGUCGGUCAAUGAGACGUCGCUGCAUUUUGGCUACGGUCUACAGGCCUGUCCCGGUCGGUGGUUUGCAGCCAUUGAACUGAAGCUGCUUCUGGGUUCUAUAUUGAUGGAAUACGACCUGGCUCUAGAGGAUGCAGGAGAGGGUCGUCCCAAGAGUGAGAUUGAUCGGUUUUUCAUCUAUCCUGAUCCCACCAAGAUGGUUGCCCUGAAGAGGAGAGUUUGACGGCUGCUAUAUACGUUACCGUCGAUGAGAAAAGUAGCUUCUUCUGGGCUGAGUGGAAUAAAUAUGGCUGGAGCCAUGAUGGUUGACUUAAUUGCGCUCAACAUAACCUGAUCUAAACGUGUGGCUCUCACAAUCUAUAAAUGCGUACUGAUUCUCCUGUAACUCUAACCAAGCAUAUGAAUAAUACCGAACCAUCCAGUUCAAUAGUCCUCGUGGCCAUUCUAUCCAGCUCACGACAUCGAGUUCCGGCG
Aspergillus wentii DTO 134E9 is the source of this 1707-nucleotide messenger RNA. RefSeq names its product cytochrome P450. NCBI's taxonomy places the organism in Eukaryota, Fungi, Ascomycota, Eurotiomycetes, Eurotiales, Aspergillaceae. The record is from RefSeq and is a predicted model, not a curated record. Gene Ontology annotation, molecular function: oxidoreductase activity, acting on paired donors, with incorporation or reduction of molecular oxygen; monooxygenase activity; heme binding. The transcript is spliced from 6 exons. Bases 5 to 1456 code for a protein of 483 amino acids.